AUGGUGCUAGCCAACUCAGUCCGUCCAAAGGGAAAUGCCGCCUUUAAAGCUGGUGAUUACGCUGGGGCUGUGGGCCACUACAGCGGUGCAAUUCUCGUUGACCGGCAGGAUCCCACCUUACCGCUCAAUCGAGCAGCCGCUUAUCUCAAACUCGGCAAGCAUGAAGAUGCUGAGAGAGAUAGUGGGACUGUUUUAUCCCUGACAAACGACAAAAACGUUAAGGCUUGGUUCCGUAGAGCUCAAGCUCGAAGCGGGUUGGGCAAAUAUUCCGAGGCUCGCGCAGACCUCAAUAAGGCGCUGAAACUCGAGCCUUCAAAUGCUGCGGUGCGCGAGGAACUCGCUAAGCUAGACCGGUUGGCAUCAUCGAAGCCGAAGAAAACUAGUGCUAUUCUUCCCACUUCGUCACUCUCUUAUGGUGCAAAAUCCAUGCGUUUUACUCAUGUAUCCCAAAAGGCGCCAAAGCGGGUCCGCUUACCAAUAGAAAUCGUUGAUUCCAAGACCCCUUCUAGUUCAUCGUCGGCAGCAAAAAUGUCUGUGCAACCGCUGGCUCCUGCUGCAAAUGCUCCGAAAGUCCGUAUAAACAAUGACUUGUUGGAAGAAUCUUCAUCUAGAAGCCUGAAGUUUGGAGCGAACAACCCCAAGACAGCUCCCGACACUGAUGCCACUUCCGCGGCUAAACCUGCACCACCGCUACAAGUGGAACACAAACUUAGCGUCAAGGGUGGUAUAUUCCGCGCUUCCAACAGCACUCCACAACCUGUAGCAUCGUCGCCCAAGAUCAUGGAGACUAACGAUGCCGACGACGGAGAAGGAAUUGGUCGCGAUGGGCCAGCUUCUGUCUCUUCGACGUCGAAAUCUAUUCCCACUGCUGGUGGCGGUACUUUAAAACGACUGCCGCCUUCCUCCUUUUAUGACUUCACCAAAGAAUGGAAUUCCUCAUCCUCCAGUCUAGACAAGUGGCUGGUCUUCACUAGCAUUCCGCCCUCUUCCCUGAAAACGCUCUUCGGGACUUCUCUGACGCCAACGAUCUUGAUGUCCCUGAUCGACUGCGUACACAGUCUAAUAUCUACCGCCACGUCCUCAAAACUUAGAUCUUCUCUUCGUACCUACCUCACUGCUUUGCCUACUAUCGAGCGGUUUUCAUUCCUCACAAUGUUUUUGAGUCCGCUGGAGAAGGAGAGAAUUAAAUCACUGUUGGAAAUUGUUGGAUUAAAUGUAACGAAGAGCGGGUGGGGUUUGUGA
Molecule: messenger RNA, 1242 nt
Organism: Cantharellus anzutake
Lineage: Eukaryota; Fungi; Basidiomycota; Agaricomycetes; Cantharellales; Hydnaceae
Exons: 7
Coding region: 1-1242 (413 amino acids)
Molecular function (GO): protein binding
Source: RefSeq, a predicted model, not a curated record